CUCCUCUGACUCCCCCCUCCCCAACAUGUUGUGCAGUCGGCGCCAGUCUAACAUCCAACUACGCACAGCUUGUUGACGUUUUUAAUGUUUGUCAAUGUUUAUUUCCACGGCAGCCUGAUGUUGCCCUCCCUCCCUCUAAAAACGAAGCGAGGGGUGCGCUGCAGCCUCAAGGCCCCGUCAAAACAUCCCGCGUACCGAGGAACAAUCGUCUAUUCCACAUUCGCGCUUGUCUGUGAAGUGGGCGUCGCCCGGGGGGCGUCCUCGCUCUGCUAUUGGUCAAAGACGGCUCCUUCUCCCCUCCGUUUCCGGUUUCUAUUCAUACGCACGCCCAGUCACUGAAUAUUGAUAAUAAUGAUCAAGAUGGCUACUACGAAUGCCUCCUUGCGGUAGCUAACCAACAAUUUAAUGGAAACAUCCCAAACUACCAUUUCUUACAAUUCGUAUCGCCUGUAAGCCGAUCGGGGAGGUGCGAGCGAGACUGCUAUGUGGAUUAAUACGGCCGAGGAGCGAUAAAAGUCAUUGUGUUUCCCGCAGCACACAGUCUGAAGAAGCUAGCUAGCCCAGCCACUAGCUAGCUGUAGUUGUCGACCAUCUCCAGUUUAAGCUCCUCCAGCCCGUAGCAGUUAAGUGGAGUGUCGCCCUCCUGUUCGUGGUUCCGGACGGAGAGCGCACCGGCUCCGUACGGCAGCACCAGAUGGCAGAGCCGAGGAAAGUACCGUUCGUCACCAUCUCGUCCUUCAACACCUCGCCAACUUCCGAGUCCAAGAAGCGUCGUCGAGAAGAUGAAAGCGAAAUCACUUUUGGGAAAGAUGGAGGUGGUGGAAGUGCAGCCGUCGGGUCAGGAGGUUGCGGAGGUCUGUUUGGCAACGUGAAAAGCGGCGAAGUGGAGUCGUCGGAGAAGAAACCGACGGUUCGCCUCAACCUCUCUCUGCCUGAGCCGAAUGAACGAGGAUCUGCCGAGUUCAACUAUAGCGAACUGUUGCAGUCCACUCUUAAUCAGGGAAAACCAACACCCUCAGCUGUCCCUAAAGGUCUAACACCUUCACUGGACCCCAGUGACCCCUUUGCUGAUGAUGAAAGGGAGAGACGUGAGGUGGAAGAACUUGCCAAGAAAUUUGAGAGCAAAUAUGGCGGUGUUUCAAAGAAGAAGAAAAAAGACAGAAUGCAGGAUCUAAUUGACAUUGGCUAUGGCUACGAUGAGACUGACCCCUUCAUAGAUAAUUCAGAAGCUUAUGAUGAACUGGUUCCAGCCUCUCUCACCACAAAACACGGAGGCUUCUAUAUCAACACAGGCACGCUGCAGUUCAGAGCUGCCUCUGAUUCAGAAGGAGAGGAGGCCAGCAUGGAAAAUAAUCACCUCAAGAAAAUGAAUGAUGGUGAGGAGCGAGUGAUAAAGAAGCGCCGAAAAAAGCAAGAUGGUAGCAACUUGGAGGAUAAGAAACCUAAGAAGAACAGAGUGCCAAAACAGGGAGUUUCAGCUCUGAACGCCCACCGGCCAGAGAAGAAGAAGAGAAAAAAGCUGAUGAAGGAUUCCCUCCACUUGGCCAACAUGCUGCGUCGCUUCACCAAGGAGAAGGAAGAGAUGCGCAAGAAGAACCCUGUCAUGGUCGGUCUGCCACGGCCAAACGCCAAAGUGCCCAGCACUAACAAUGCUCUUCUCAAUACUCACUCCAAGACGACAGGCAGCACUGACUUCAACAUGUCUGACCUGACUGCUGAUCCUGCCAUGAUCUCACUGCUAGGGUCAGCCAACAACAAUGACAUGUUGCAGGACAUGAUGGGUGACCUGGACUUUGGGAUGCUUGACUCUCCUCAACCCUCCAGUCCAGCUCAGGGAGAGAACGGCUCUGUAGGAAUGGGACAUAAAGCAGGUGGGGGAGGGAGAAUGUCACAGGGGAGUAUCCUGUCCCCUCCACCACUGCCUAGUGGACUCCCUGCCCCACUAACCAAACGCAUUGAGGACCUACGAACGGCAUCCCGUCAAUUUGAUGAAGAGGGCAGGAAAAAGUUCUUUACUUUGGAUAUGAACAACAUCCUACUGGAUAUUGAGUUGCAGGUCCAGGAACAGCCGACUGCUGUGCGCUCAGCAGUCUACUCUCAUCUGGAGGCCUUUGUGCCCUGCAACAAAGAAGCACUGCUCAAACGUCUCAAAAAGCUCAGCCUCAACAUACAGGAUGACCGUCUUCGUACUCCUCUACUGAAGCUGAAGCUGGCAGUGUGCAGUGUGAUGCCAGAGCAGAUUGCUAGAUACAAUAUGGAUUGUAUCGCUAAGGUGGCAAAGCAGCAGUCUGAGGAGGGAGAGAAAAACGGUUCAGAGGAGGAGGACGAGGAGAAACCAGGGAAGAGGGUAAUGGGCCCCAGAAAGAAGUUUAUCUGGGAUGACAAACUCAGGUCGUUGCUGUGUAACCUGGUGCGAGUGAAGCUUGGCUGCUAUGAGUUAGAGGCCCAGAAUUCACUUUCUCUAGAGGAUUACCUCAAGGCCUUCAUGGAGACUGAAGUUAAACCACUGUGGCCCAAGGGUUGGAUGCAAGCCAGGAUGCUUUUCAAAGAGAGCAUUAUGGCUCAUGGCCACCUCACAGGGAACACAGCAAAGAAAAAGAUGGUCCCUACACCCAAGGCCAAGCCCAAAGAAUCUGGUUGGAUUCAGCGGUCCACGCCCUCAACAGGUGCCAUUCCAUCCCCCGUGGCCUCAGUUGUCAAGCUACCAUCCCAGUCAUCUUAUGAGCCCAUUUGUAUUGAUUCCCUUGAUGAAGAUUUGACAGAUCCCUCUCUAGACUCCAUCUCCCAGGCCCUGGCCAUCCUCAGCAACGCAGCCAAAGGCCUGGCUCAUGGAGACAGCCCCCCAUCCCCAGACACUCCCAAGACAUCCACCAACACCCCCUCCUCUCUUCACGCCUCACCACUCCUCCAGCAGCACAAGAAAAGCUCUGUUAGCACGCCAGGCUCCAACACACCUCACUACGUCUCUACCUCCUCUCCGUCGUCCAGCUCUCUGCCUAGGCCUUCCUCAGUCUCCUCCUCACCUCUGACCUCAGUGAGGGCGGAGGGUUUAGGGGGUAUGAAGGGCAUGAUGCAGGCUCAUAGACACUCAGUGCUGACACCUCAGAGACCAGCCAUGGCAGGCAUGGCUAAAACAAUUACACCUGGUUCACCCAAACCCCGUCCACCCCCUACUGCCUCUCCCCUUGCUCCCCCAGGAUCAAAGCCCGGGCUAUCCACUCCCACCUCUGGCCUCCUCAAAAGCAGCAAUAAUGCUAAACCGAACAGCGGCGAUGCACUUACCAUCACAUCCUCACAGUCUCGCUCACACACCCUCCUGUCAUCUUCACACAUGACCCCCAAAACCCCUCAGACACCCCGUUUGCCCCAGCCACCCCAGAGUAAAUCCUCCCCUCUCUCAUCCUCAUCUCCUUCCCUUUCUCACUCGCUCCCUGUUCAGUCCCAGUCCCAGCAACAGUCCAACUUUAUCACCCCUAUGCAGGCCACGCUCACCAAGUCCACCCAUAGCAGCACACCGCCCAUCAUCAAACUCACUCCCCGCAAUCUGAAUCCCACCACACCCACUGUAACCUCCGCCUCACCCUCCAUCUCAACCCAUCCCAGGUCUCAGGCAACCCCCUCUAUACACCAGUACUCUUCCAAAAGCCCAGCAGGGUUCCGCCAGCCGUUCUCAGGUGCCCAGGGAGGAACAGCCAAGCCAGGUCAAGGCAGCUAUACCGCAACAGCUAGUCAGAAGACCCCAAACAGCAGCAACACCACCAGCACCAGCCUUAUUAACACCUCAUCCAUCACCAAACAUUCAGGACCCAGUCCCUCCCCUUCAACCGCCUCGGCCAGCACGAGUCAGAGACAGAGGUCCAGCGGUGGGACUACUCAGGGGGCUAAGCCAAUCGCAUCUGUCUCUUCGUCCACUGUCUCUUCUCAGUUGCCACAGGUCUCCACAGCAGGUGGCGGCGGUCUCCUUAGCACUCCCACUUCCCUCGCUUUGGGAUUUGGGAUGCUAGGGGGGCUGGUGCCUGUAUCUCUGCCUUUUCAGUUCCCUUCGCUGCUAAAUCUACCCCCACUGGGCACCACAGGCUCCGGCGCAGGAGCUAGUGGCUCCACAACCAGUAAUAAUGCAUCGUUCUCAACCCUGACCCAGAAUCUAUAUAAGAGUCUCCAGUCAGGGUCUCAGGUUGCUCUGCCUCCUCACUUGCAGCUCGCUUUCUCAGAUGUCAAUCAAAGCCAGGGAGGAGAUGGUAAGAGGAAGACUUUAUGAUGCAGCGUGAUUUGAUCGCCAAGCGGAGACUGUCCUGUGAAACGACAAGUUUGGACAAAUCGAGGGUGGUUUUGAUCAGCAGCUGGGCCGACCACUCAUGAAAUAGGUCUAAAGUGUUGCUGUAAAGACCACUGAGGCAGAUUUGUAAUUUGUGAUAUUGGGCUAUACAAGUAAAAUUGACUUGACUUGACUUGACUGCGACAUACUCAAGAUGCCGACGCGUAAAUAGUAGCUCAACUAUCAUGGUCAUCGCAGUUUUAAACAUAAUCGUUAAAAAAAAGAAAAGAAAAAAAAAAGACACUUUUUUAAAACUUUUUAAUCCCGUUCUUAAUAGAAAUUCUUAAUGAAAAUGACAAAAUGCAUUUUGUCAUUGUUUACAAGAUAGACCUAUAUCACUGUGGAUAGGGAGAAGAUAUGAAUGAGGUGUGUGAAUCUGGAAUAAUUUUUAAAUGGUUCUGUUGGGUGAGUGUGUUCACAUGUGAGUGACUUACUUUCUUUUAUCAAAACAGAAAAAGGGUGUGUGUGUGUGUGUGUCCCUCCCUCCCUGAUGUGUGGUCAGUGUGUCUAUUUGGUGCUGUUUUUAUAAUAAUGUAAUUAUUACUGAACCAUGUAUGAAAUGUAAACUGAAUUCAAAAUGUUGAAUUUGAGCUUUUUAGAAUGAAUGCUGUACAUUUUUUCAUUGUACUUGAAUUCUUAAUUUCUUUCCUGUAUAGCACGGAAACAAACUUUCAA
This is a messenger RNA of Lampris incognitus (smalleye Pacific opah), 4990 nucleotides long. Its product is annotated as ubinuclein-2-like. The coding region runs from base 695 to 4258 and encodes 1187 amino acids. NCBI's taxonomy places the organism in Eukaryota, Metazoa, Chordata, Actinopteri, Lampriformes, Lampridae. The record is from RefSeq and is a predicted model, not a curated record. The transcript is spliced from 17 exons. Gene Ontology annotation, cellular component: nucleus.